UGCGUCGGAGACAGCAGAGGCGCGUGCUGUAUGACGCCGGAUCCCGAAGUGACGUCAUCCCAGAGCGCCAGCACAACGUGCCCGGUAGCAGCAUGGCGGAUCUCUCCCUGCAGCUGGCGCAGAGACUCGCGGCCAAUGAUAAGAAGAGCCGGGACCGGGCCCUGCGCAAACUGCGGGGUUACCUGAGGGCCCGGAGCGCCGCCCCGACCGGUGGAUUCACAGCUGAUGAGUUCUGCAAGAUCUGGAAGGGUCUCUUUUACUGUAUGUGGAUGCAGGACAAACCUCUGCUCCAGGAGGAGUUGGCGCGCUCCAUGUCCCAGCUGAUAAACACGCUGCAGUCGGCCAGUCACGUAUGUAUGCUGCUCCGAUUCCACUCACUAAGCGCCAUCACAGACUAAUCAAUAACCAUGAAAUCAUUUAAUAAAGGUUUCUCCGUUGUCCAUGUAUUAUACAGUGGUGACGGUGACCCCAGGAAGUGGAGCUUGAUACCCCCUCACCCUCAGGGCCAUUGUGUGCAGAUUGCUUUUAGACCGGUCCUCUCUGACCCUUUCAUGGUGGGCACCAUCCCCUCCUACCCUGUCACCCACACCGUGGUACAUCUGUACCUCCACCAGAAUCUGUCCUCCCAGAAUCCAUUGCUCCCUCUUACACAUGUGACCCGGGGGAGUGUUCUGUAUCCGCUGUGGAAUAUGUAAGAUGCUGAUAAUGACAUAACAUGCCCCAUCUCACAGUCCCCUCCUAUCUCCUGGCAGAGAACCUCUUUAUUCGCUGUUUUUGGCAAACCCUGAAUCGGAGUGGAAUGGAAUCGACCGUCUGCGUCUGGACAAGUUCUACACGCUAAGCCGGUUUGUGCUGCGUCAGUCUGCGGAGCUGCUCAGAAGAGCAGAUUGGGAGGAAAGGUAAGGGGG
This is a messenger RNA of Pseudophryne corroboree (corroboree frog), 908 nucleotides long. RefSeq names its product ribosomal RNA processing 1 (gene RRP1). The transcript has 4 exons. Bases 93 to 398 code for a protein of 101 amino acids. Gene Ontology annotation, biological process: rRNA processing. The record is from RefSeq and is a predicted model, not a curated record. NCBI's taxonomy places the organism in Eukaryota, Metazoa, Chordata, Amphibia, Anura, Myobatrachidae. Gene Ontology annotation, cellular component: preribosome, small subunit precursor; nucleus.